Messenger RNA from Peronospora belbahrii, 2295 nucleotides. Lineage: Eukaryota; Oomycota; Peronosporomycetes; Peronosporales; Peronosporaceae. The record is from the annotation of a GenBank genome assembly.
AUGGCAGAUGUACGGCUUACGGAUGAUGAUAGUAGUGAUAAUCCAUUGGAUUCAUUAUAUUCAACACCUGCACGAUCACGAAAAAAUAGUGAAGAUUAUUUUGGUGUUGGAUUAUUGGAAGUAUUGUCUCAACGACAUAUGCCUGUGGGUAUUGAUCGACAUGCUAGUGUAGCAGAUAUGCUACUUAAUCGUAAAUUACCAACACCUAAUGAAGAUUCAGAUGAUGAAGAAGAUUAUCAACAGGAGCAAAAAGUGACAGGCGUGAGUGCUAGGAAAGUUGAUAGGACGGAUACACGACGGACAGAUACAGAUCCUUCUACCAUGGACAGAAGAAACAUGCUGGCUAUGGCACUGGCAAAACAAGCUCUUCCAUUUACGGAGACGACUUGUCUGAACAAAUUUACAGCAAAUAGCUACAACGCAUUGGAAGCUACAAUGACGGAACGAUCGUCACCGCUGGUUUCCAACAAGGAGUCGACUGAAAACUUGAAAGGCAAUCCAUUGGAGACUAUGCUUGCGGGGAGGAACGCACAAGAUAAAGUAAGCGGGGCUGCACAUCCGUUGACUGCGAUUUCAGAGCUGCGCCAUCAGGAAGCUGAAGCAUCCACUGACGCGGUAAAAGACGAGACACCCCUGAAGAACCACCCGACGUAUCAAAAGUACUUCAAAAUGCUGGCAGUAGGGCUUCCAGCAUCUGUUGUAAAGCACAAGAUGCAGAGUGACAGUGUGGACCCUGCCAUUCUGGAUAUGGAUCCAGACAAGCCCCUGCCCGAGGCUCCUGUACCCGCCCUCGAUGAAGAAACGGAGGUAGCGUACCAGGCACAGCUGAAGGAAUAUACUGCAAAACACGGCAAGUAUUUGCAGAUGGUAAAGGUAGGCUUGCCUUCCGCAGUUGUAGAGCACAAGAUGCGCAUGGACGGUGUAGACCCGGCGUGGUUGCAAGGGCCGCCGAAACGGCCGAAGCCGAAGGCUGUCGCUGCAGCAGAUGUAUCGGAUGAAGAGAGAGCUGCGCACCGUAAGAAAUACCGAAAAUACUUUCAGAUGCUUCGUAUGGGUUUGCCGCGCGGUGCAGUGGAGCAAAAGAUGAGGCUGGCUGGACUUGAUCCGGCAGAACUGAACGGCCCUCGUCAGGUUGCGGCUCCUGCUCAGCCAGUGCAAAAGUCAUUGAAGCGCAAGGACUCUAUUCGCAAGAAGCUACAUUGGGAAGGGAAGAAGAACGGGACACGUCGCGACAGUCUGUGGGGUGACAACGUGGAAGAGGCAAAGGAGCAAGUUCAAAUCUCGGAGGAGAGUCGCGCUAUGCUUGAGAAGUUAUUUGUGAAAGAUCUAUCCGAGAGCAAGAAGCGCAAUGCCUCCGCAAAGUCUGAAGGUGCUGCUGUUGUCAAGAAGAAGAAGGCUAUGAUCCAGCUCAUUGACAUGAAGAAGUCACAGAACAUUGCCAUUACUCUGGCGCGUGUAAAGCUGACGUAUUCGGAGCUGAAGCGUGAGAUUCUGGUAAUGAACUCAACUGUUCUUUCGCCUUCUCAGGUGCGGUCUCUCAUGGACAUGUGGCCCGAUCGAAAGGAGAUGGAAGCCAUUCUGGCUUUUAAGGGCGAUAUGGGAACAAUUGGUUCAGCAGAACAAUUCUUGGUAGAAGUGCGCAAUGUGCCUCGCUUCCAAGAGAAAUUAGCAUGUCUCGUAUUUAAGCAGGAAUUCCCCUCGAGGGUGCAUGAACUGCGCGAGUCGUUAGACCUCGUGACACGAGGCGUGUAUCAGGUGUGCUCAAGCGCUGAACUACGCCAAGUAUUUAUUUAUAUUUUGCAAAUUGGGAAUUUGCUCAACUUCGGUGGCGACGACGACCAGCAAGGCGUUGACGCCUUCUCGCUGGUGCAGUCAAUUGAACGGGACGUGCCCCACCUCGCGCACUUUUACAAGGACAUCGACCUCAUUUCUAAGUGCAGCAAAGUGGCGUACUCUUCACUUGCGUCGGAGAAGAAUGCGCUCGAAGCUGGGUUACAAAAGGUCAUGCGAGAAGCACAUGCUUCUAUGUCGGAUACUACUGCAGACGAUGCUGAUAAGGAGGCGAUGGCGGCCUUUCACGACACGCUGAUCGAGUUUUGUAAAGAUGUGGAUGCUCUUCAGGACCUGCUGGACAAGUUGAACGCAGCCAAGGCUCAUUUCCUCAAGUAUUUCGAAGAGGAGGAUACCGAGGAGGAACUGGACGUACUGCUCUUGCAUAUUGCAAAUUUUACGAGCGAGUAUCGCCGCGAGCACAGCACGUAUGUGGCCAAGAUGAAGAAGGACAGCGCAAGUUGA